AUGUGUUACGGACGAUGGGCUGGUCUUGCGUUGCUCUGUUGCACUGUUGCAUCCCUCUUUUCAGCGGCCCCUGUAGUGGCAGGGGAUUACGAGUCGGCUGAGGUAUCUGGCAUGCCGCUACUUGAGCGGGUGAUCGCACAGUCUUUUCAGGUUGGCGUUAUUUCUGGAAGGUAUGGCGUCUUCAAUGCAACACUUAUAUUGAAGAACUCACCAAACUUUCCUGAGCAUAUCCACGGGGAAUUGAUUCCUACUGGUGAGCAGCGUAAAGCAACUGCAGGGCAAGUGCCCCUUGAACACUUUAAAUACCCUCGAUCUAUGCAGACGGGGAUGCUGCCGCAUGGAGCACUUGAUGCGCACCCUUCUCUGCUAAGUAUUGACGUUCAACUGGAGUUUUCGGGUUCAACUAUUGGGACAGUUAGUGCAUGGUCUUUACCGGCUGAAGAACAGCUUCUUGAGCAGCGACUGUCUGAAGUGGAAGAAAUUGGUGCGACUCCAACAGCCACGGCGUCUUUUUCGUUUGUUCCUGAAGCAGCGAGCAUGUCACCAUCCACGCUCAGUGAUGUGCCCGCGAUGGCACGAACAGCGACGGGGAUUGUCACGUUGGAGGGAGAGAGAUCAGGCACUUUCACUUUCCGCUUUUUUUCGGAACACGAAUUUUCGCUUGUUUUGCAGCUCCACACAGAAGAAACUACGGUGGAUCGCAUUUGGGUGUACGGCUAUGUUGCUCCUGACAAUGCAUUGCUAUUACGUCCCGACACGAAACAGAGGUCGUGGUUUCAAAAACAUAGUUUUUUAGUUUUUGCUGUCACAUUUUUUGUAAUUCGCGCCAUUACUUCAUAUAUCGAUGUGAAACGAGCAAGGAAACACCAAGUGAAGGCGGCAACGGAAGCAACGGAAGCAGCGGAAUCGAAAAAGGUAAAGUGA
Molecule: messenger RNA, 924 nt
Organism: Trypanosoma rangeli
Lineage: Eukaryota; Euglenozoa; Kinetoplastea; Trypanosomatida; Trypanosomatidae
Exons: 1
Coding region: 1-924 (307 amino acids)
Source: RefSeq, a predicted model, not a curated record